Ceutorhynchus assimilis (cabbage seed weevil) is the source of this 2040-nucleotide messenger RNA. Lineage: Eukaryota; Metazoa; Arthropoda; Insecta; Coleoptera; Curculionidae. The record is from the annotation of a GenBank genome assembly.
AAUUUAUGUCAGGUUUUGACGUUUUGUUAAAAAAUAUUUCGAAAAGUCAGGCCCACUGUUCGAAGAAUUAUCAUUCCUAGUAGAGCCGAAUCAAAUUAACCAGUAAUUAUAUACCAAGACCCAAAACACCUUUUAAAGUACGUAUAUUUUGUACUUUUACCAGGCUAAUUUUGGCGGACCAAUUUUCAUCAAAAAUCCAAAAAAAAAAUUGUACGUAAAUAUGCGUAAGUGAUAUCGAAACACGAUGGCAUUAUUACGCGUAAUAUUCAAAAUCAGCACUCUCGGACCCUGUACGAAUUUGAUCAGAACCUUUGCUGAGGCUGCUGCGGGCACAGCAGCUCAACGAAUCCCUCGGCCACCGCUGGCCCCAGGUUGCGGCGCGAUCCUGAAAGACGAAAACCCUUGCAAAGUAAACCGCUUGAAGGGGCUUAUUUUGGGAUGCUACUCGAACAUCGACGAUUUGUUCGAUCCUGGAAAAUUGACGCCCACAGGUGAAAGGUAUAACUCCAUGGUAUGCGGUAGAUUGUUCGAACUGCUAUCGGUGGCCGGAAAACCACCGCCCAAAGGCGAAGUCCGAGUAUUUUUCAAUUUGGACGACGAGUUUAAUUCGGUAGCAGUCGUCGGAUUGGGCAGAGAAUGUCAAGGUUACGACGUGUUCGAACAAAUGGACGAAGGCAAGGAGACUAUCCGAAUUGCUGCAGCCAAAGGGGCGAAGGCCUUACAGAAAAUGAACUCCAUGAAGGUUUUCGUGGAAAGUUUCGGACACGCCGAAUCGGCCGCGGAAGGUUCCGCCUUGGGCGUGUGGCUCUACCAAGAGAAAAAAAAGAAGUCGCAUCAAAUUCUCAUUCCUCAACUAGAAUUGUACGACGACUGCGACUGGACCGGUUGGCAAAUCGGUUUGCAGAAAGCGGCCGCUCAGAAUUUGGCCAGGCAACUCAUGGACACGCCGGCGAAUCUUAUGACGCCUACUUCAUUUGCACAAAACGCCGUUGAAGUACUGUGUAAAUCGGGCGUCAACGUUGAAGUCAAAGUACGUGGGUGGGCCGAAACGCAAAAGAUGUACGCGUUUUUGGCCGUGGCUCAAGGAUCUUGCGAACCGCCAAUCUUUUUGGAGCUCAGUUAUUACGGAGCGUCUAGAGACGAACGACCUGUGGUUCUUAUUGGUAAAGGUAUUACCUACAACAGCGGCGGACUAUGCCUAAAAGAAACCAACAAGCAAAGAUUCAUGCGUGGCGACAUGGGAGGUGCUGCGUGCGUGGUUGCUGCGUGCCGCGCAGUUGCGGGUCUGCAAUUGCCCAUCAACAUUCGAGCUCUGGUACCUCUCUGCGAAAAUAUGCCUGGCUGCGCGGCAAUGCGACCCGGCGACAUUGUCAAAGCCAUGAACGGUAAAAGUAUAAAAAUCGAAUCGACUGAUACGGCAGGAAGGCUCUGUGUGGCUGAUGCUUUAGUUUAUGCUCAAAACUUUUGGCCAAGAUUCAUCGUAGAUGUUGGUACAAUGACAAAUGACAUGAAACACUCCCUAGGAGCUUCGGCGAGUGGAGUUUUCUCCAAUUCUGAAGCCCUUUGGGAAUACAUGCUUGCCGCCUCGAUGCAUACCGGAGACAGAGUUUGGAGAUUCCCGCUUUGGGAACAUUUCACAAAACUCGUGGCUCAUCAUCAUGCUCAAGAUGUCAAGACUUAUGGUAGAGGAGGAAGCCCGAGAUGUGGUGAGGCUUGUAAAGUGGCAGCCUUCCUCAACGAAUUCGUGCCUUGCGGCGAUUGGUUGCAUAUGGACACUUAUGGCGUAAUGCGGACAGACGGAAAAGACUAUGCGUAUCUUAGAGAGGGAAUGUCGGGGCGUCCGACUAGGACCCUGGUGGAAUUCUUAUCGCAGCUCGUGUGUCAUCGUGAAUAAUUUAUUUUUUUCUUAUCUUUUUUGGCCCAUACCUUUCGUCCAUUAACGGCGAAGGGAAAAUUAUUUUUGAGUGAUUUUCGUCUUCAUAAACUGUAUAUUUUUUGACGUAUUUUUUUUUUGCAACAAUAAACAUGUUAUACUAUUAA